UGUAGCUAUUGUUGGUGUUUCCUGUUUCCUCUUUUUAAUUAAUUGUGUUAAAACUGUUUUCAUUUAAGUUGUUACAAAACGUUUUCUUUAGAACAAAAUGCUCAAAUGGAUUAUAUCUGUCGUUUUAAGUUUUACUCUAAGAGCAAAUGAAUGGAAAAAUAAUAAAAUGUGAAUAUAUAAACAAACAAUGAAGCAACUAUUCCUGUUAUUUUAAAAAAGAAAUAUAAGAAGGAAUCGUUUACCUGGUUUAUAGUUUAUCAUCGUGAAAUUUGAAUAAUUUUUUCGUGUUUCUGGUUUUUUUGUAGCAGUAGAGAGAUAAAAUUCUUACCCAUACUGUGCGUGUGUGCAUACAGAUGUCUCGACGCGCUCAGUGCUGCAUGAUCAUUGUCUUGGUUCAAGUUCCCGUGUUCUUAAUCUACUUUCUUAACACUGAAAAGAAAUUCGUUUCUUAUGCGACAUCACUAGCGCUUAAAAUUAAUAGAACGAGCACAGAAAAUUCUAACAGUACACAGGCUAAAGAAAAGGUGGAAGUUUUAUACAAUGAAGUGAGAAAAAAGCUAGAAAAUGUUCGCGAACUCAACAGAAAGCGUUUAUUCAAGGGAGAAGCACUAUUGAAAUGGUGGAAAGAUGAAUUCAAAGAGAUGUUAGAUGUUAUGAAAGUUACGCGGAGAGAAAGAUAUCAAUUACUUCUUAUUGUAUCCACUGCGCCGCAACGCGCUGACCGUCGGCAAGCUAUUCGACAGACAUGGUGGCAACAAUGUCAAGAAAACAGCCAGUUAAAAUGUAUCUUCUUUACCGAUGGUCUUGUUAAAGACAGUGAUAAGGACGAACUGAAAAAAGAAAAUCGGCAGUAUGGAGAUUUGUUUUUACAACCAGUACCAAACGGUAUACAUUUUGGGGAACGAUUGUUAUACCAACUACAAUGGGCCAUUCUAGCUUACGAUUUUGAUUACUUAGUCCGGAUAGAUGAUGACCAGUUUCUUUGCUUGGAUGUUUUGUCAUAUGAACUUCAACACAAGGUGCCAAAAACAAAUGCGAUAUAUGGAUGGGUUCAUUGCAGGAGAAACCUAAUCCGGCCCGAUGAAGGUUUUGUUGUGUUUUCGGAGGAUGUUGUUUAUAAAUUUUUGUCCCAACCAAACGACACGAUGAUGUGCCAUCCAGUAGGUGGCCAACAAAUAGGUUUAUGGGUUAAAAAUUUGAAGAUGAGAAAUAUAUAUUACCAUGAUGCACGUAUUCAUCAUGACCCCCCUGCCGCUCAGUUACCAUAUUUAUUAAAAAAGAAUGACAUUUGCCAUGAAUACGUAUCCCUACACGGGAGCUAUCCAAAAGUGAUGAAAAUAUUUUGGGACAAAAGAGGAGCCAGGGGGGUUGAUGUACAAAAGUCAUCUCGCCGUAUUCAAGAGUUUAAAAAUUACUGUAACUUCGAUCAAGCAUUUGAUUUUCGCUUGUUUCAGGGAAAAUGGAGAUACAAUACAAUGUUGUGCUCCUCAAAAAUUACCGGGAGUACAACAGAUAAAAUAUAUAAGGGACGUGAAUGAAAUCAUCUUAAACAACAAGGCAAAAAAUAUCUGCGUAUUCAAAAUGGCGGAUGUUAAGUGUUUUUUUUGUCAUAUAACAUUUCUAAGAUAUGCGUAUAUGUUUAUAUAUAACAAAUAGGCGAUGAUGCAAUUUUUUUAGAAAUGAAAUUUGAAGUUUAUAA
Hydractinia symbiolongicarpus is the source of this 1699-nucleotide messenger RNA. RefSeq lists its product as uncharacterized. The record is from RefSeq and is a predicted model, not a curated record. The coding region runs from base 354 to 1538 and encodes 394 amino acids. Gene Ontology annotation, molecular function: UDP-galactosyltransferase activity. NCBI's taxonomy places the organism in Eukaryota, Metazoa, Cnidaria, Hydrozoa, Anthoathecata, Hydractiniidae. Gene Ontology annotation, biological process: glycosaminoglycan biosynthetic process. Gene Ontology annotation, cellular component: membrane. The transcript has 3 exons.